Molecule: messenger RNA, 1408 nt
Organism: Alligator mississippiensis (American alligator)
Lineage: Eukaryota; Metazoa; Chordata; Crocodylia; Alligatoridae
Gene: MRPS31
Product: mitochondrial ribosomal protein S31
Exons: 6
Coding region: 32-1057 (341 amino acids)
Cellular component (GO): mitochondrial small ribosomal subunit
Molecular function (GO): structural constituent of ribosome
Source: RefSeq, a predicted model, not a curated record
GCUGCUUCCGCUCCCGCUCGGCGCUGCCGGGAUGUGGCGGCGCGUGUGCGCGCUGUGGCGCCUGGCCGUUGUCUGCCGCCCCCUGCAUCUCUGUCCGCGGCCGCCUCGCAGUAAAAUACAAAAGUGCUUUAGCAGUAGUGCUGGGUUCUGCAAUCAGGAAGAUGGGUCUACUAUUUCUGCGGACAGCACUACUGAGAAAGCUUCAGAGAAUCAGAAGAAGGCAACAAAGAAGACUAAAAGGGAGGACUUGUUAAAUAUUCUUCAUGGCAAGAAAACAGAAAGAAGCAUAAAUAAGACAGUGGUGUUUAAAAACAAACUUCAGGUGAUGGAAGGAACAAAGAGCCCACUAGAACAUAUGAAGAGCGCAAGUAAAAUAAUUCUGGAAGGUGAACAACAUAAAAAAGCUGCAAGCGGCAAACUUGUUAGUCCAGCUCUGGUAAAAGCUGCCUCUGUGAUUGCCUCUUCCUUACCACGUAACAGGAAACAGACACGGUCAGAUUUACUUUCACAAUUAAGGAAACAUCAUGAAAUCACAAGGCCACAGCAAAGUGGGAAAGCAAGUAAUGUAAGAUCAGUGCUGUAUAAAGGAAUGAAGCUUAAUAUUUUCCAGGUUGCUCCUAGGGUUACAGAAGGGGUUUCUGAAACAGAAUCUUCACCAACACUUUGGGAUCUGGAAUAUGCUAAAGAGAUUGCAGCAGUAUGGCAACAGCCACCCCUGAAUGGUUUUGAGGAGCUGAUCCAGUGGACAAAAGAGGGGAAACUAUGGGAGUUCCCAAUUAACAACGAAGCUGGAAUUGAAGAUGAUGUUGAAUUUUAUGAGCAUAUCUUUUUGGAUAAAUAUCUAGAAGACUUUCCCAAGCGAGGACCUAUUCGCCACUUCAUGGAACUAGUGACCUGUGGGCUUUCUAAAAACCCAUAUCUAACUGUUAAACAAAAAGUUGAGCAUAUUGAAUGGUUCCAAAAUUACUUCAAGGAAAAAGAAGAACUUCUGAAAGAGAUUGAAAAUUAUGAGAAAGAGACCGAACUUAGCCUUGAAAAGAAGACUAUAUUAAAGUAAACAUUGAUAACUUUUAAAAAAUAUAUUGUUGUGUCGGCGCAUAGGGUAAAAUCGUUACCGAGAUGCCAUGAGUUGUCAAACUAAAAAUUGUCACUUCAGUGUUCUUUAUGUAAGUGAAGAGUCUACACGUUGUAUACUGUACAUAUAAAUACAAAAAACUUGAUUUUACAACACAUAUUUCACUUCAUUUAGUUGCAAGCCUAUCCAGAUAAUCAUUUAUUGCAUUUCACAGAAUAAUCAUUUGAUCAAUUUCUAAUGUGUGCAUGGUGGAAUCUGAUGCUGUUACAGAAUCCAGAGAUUGGGAGAAGUCUGUAAUGUCAUCUACUAAUACAGGGUUUCUUGCUGAUACCA